AUGACUAGAACUAACAAAUGGACCAUUCACGAAGACAAAGCUAAUCCAAAAUAUUUCACGCAUACUGGGAAUUUCGGUGAAGCUCCAAACAACGUCAAGAAGAAUGGCUCUGGUAAAGGCAAUUGGGGGAAACCUGGUGAUGAAAUCAAUGAUUUGAUUGAAGAUAAUGAAAUCCCACCGAUUUUCAACAAGCAUAGAAGAGGAUCUAACGCUCAAACUAACGAGAAAAGGCUACAUGAUACUCAGUCACAACAUUAG
Kazachstania africana CBS 2517 is the source of this 258-nucleotide messenger RNA. It is a transcript of the gene TMA10, whose product is annotated as Tma10p. The record is from RefSeq and is a predicted model, not a curated record. NCBI's taxonomy places the organism in Eukaryota, Fungi, Ascomycota, Saccharomycetes, Saccharomycetales, Saccharomycetaceae. The coding region runs from base 1 to 258 and encodes 85 amino acids. The transcript has a single exon.